ACCGAGCGAUGUCUCUCGCCGACGAAUUGUUGGCUGAUUUGGAAGAAAUAGCAGAAGAGGGUGACAUAGAGGAUGAUGCAGAAAACAAAGAAAAUGGUGAGGGUCUUGAUGAAGGUCAAGAAGAUCUGAUGGACCUGGACGCCAUCGACACGGAUUCAAUACGAAGCAUAGCGAAGCUGAGCGACAGUCAGCAGCUGAAACGAGUUUUGGAGCAGAUAGAUUUCUACACUGCAAACCCAAGACAGGAAGAGAUUCAUGGUCCGGUGGAAGCUGAUCCAGAGUAUCAACUUAUUGUCGAAGCCAACAACGUGGCCGUAGAGAUUGACCACGAAAUACAUAUCAUUCAUAAAUUUAUUCGAGAUCAUUAUUCAGUUCGUUUUCCUGAACUGGAUUCUCUUGUUCUCAACCCUAUAGAUUAUAUGCAAACAGUGAAGCUUGUUGGUAAUGAUCUGGGUGUAACAAACGUUGAUGCUGAACUCAAGGAAAUACUUCCAGCCGCAUCAGUUAUGGUUAUCAGUGUAACUGCUUCUACAACUCAAGGUAAGAGGAUUGAUGAUGAAGACAUGGAAAAAGUGACUGAAGCUUGUGAUAUGGGUCUUCGUCUCAACGAGGCAAAAUUUCGUAUUUAUGAGUAUGUGGAGAGUCGAAUGGCUUUCAUUGCUCCAAACUUGACAUACGUUAUUGGUCCAUCGAUAGCAGCAAAGCUCAUGGGUGUUGCUGGUGGCCUGACUGCAUUGUCCAAGAUGCCUUCUUGCAAUGUCUUGCUGUUGGGAGCACAGAGACGAGUGUUAGCAGGGUUUUCUUCAAUGACAGCCAUUUCUCAUAUUGGCUUUGUCGUGGAGACAGAUUUAGUACAGAACACAUCGCCGGAUCUGAGAACUAAAGCAGCUCGUUUAGUUGCUGGCAAAUGCACUUUGGCGGCGAGGGUAGACAGCUUUCACGAAAGUCCAACUGGAUCUAUUGGAAUGUCAUUACGUCAAGAGAUGGAGAAGAAGCUCAAUAAGCUUCAGGAACCUCCACCAGUGAAACAAGUCAAACCUUUACCACGACCCGAUCCUUCGAUACGAAAGAAGCGAGGAGGAAGAAGGGUGAGAAGAAUGAAAGACAAGUAUGCGAUAACAGAAAUGAGAAGACAAGCAAACAGAAUGACAUUUGGAGAGGUAGAAGACGAUCCCUAUCAGACUGAAAUGGGGUUCAAUGUCGGUAAUGUGGGUAAAAGUGGUUCAGGCAAGGUUCGAGCGGCAGUAGUCGAUUCCAAAACUCAAGCUACAAUAUCUAAGCGGCUGCAAAGAAAAAUUGAAAAGCAGCAGCAAGUGUAUGGGGGACGGUCAACUGUACGUGGAAGGGAAACAUCCGGAACUGCAUCGAGUGUUGCUUUUACUCCAUUACAAGGUCUUGAAAUUAUUAAUCCACAGGCUGCUGAGAAGAGAAUUCAAGAAGCAAAUGCCAAGUACUUCUCGAACUUUGGUGGUUUUGAUAAAGUCAAGAAAGGAAAGGAAGCAGUAAAGCAGACGUAACAGCAGGAAUUGACCUUAUGUGCAUACCGUAUUGGUCGUAGUUGAUAAUGGAAUGAAGAAAUAAAUGAAGAAGCACUAGCUAGAA
Corticium candelabrum is the source of this 1602-nucleotide messenger RNA. Its product is annotated as U4/U6 small nuclear ribonucleoprotein Prp31-like. The record is from RefSeq and is a predicted model, not a curated record. Gene Ontology annotation, biological process: spliceosomal tri-snRNP complex assembly; mRNA splicing, via spliceosome. The coding region runs from base 9 to 1517 and encodes 502 amino acids. Gene Ontology annotation, cellular component: U4/U6 x U5 tri-snRNP complex; U4 snRNP; precatalytic spliceosome. Lineage: Eukaryota; Metazoa; Porifera; Homoscleromorpha; Homosclerophorida; Plakinidae. The transcript is spliced from 14 exons.